CAAUGUAGUGCCAGGUCAGAUAUCAGCCCUUAAACCCCUGGCUUGUUCUUCUUCGCACAAACGCAGACAUCAUCAACAAUGGACGGGCCACCCAAAGGCGAGAGAACAGAGGAAACUUCCAAAAGUGACGCUAAAACAUCUGUGGCUGCACAAGUGCCAUUUCUUGACUUGUGUACUGUUCUCGAGAAUAUCCAGAAAGCCAAGAGUCGACCAGACAAGGCCAAAUGCCUUAAGCAUUUCAUAGAUUCAUGGAGAAGGUUUCAUGCUGCUCUUCACAAAGAUAAACCCAACACUACAGACUCGUUUUACCCAGCCAUGCGUCUCAUCGUGCCUCCCUUCGAAAGGGAAAGAAUGGCCUAUGGUAUCAAAGAAAGCAUGUUAGCCAAACUCUACAUCGAUGUUUUAGGUCUUCCAAAAUCAGGGCCGGAAGCAAAUAAACUUCUGAAUUACAGAGCCCCUACUACAUCCAAAGGAGGAGACUCCGGAGACUUUGCCCUUACAGCUUACUUCGUCCUCAAAAAGAGAUGCGCAAGCCAAGCCAAGUCAGAUUACCUGAGCAUCAAAGAGGUCAAUGACUUCCUGGACUCAGUUGCUAUGAAUAAUGCCAGCAAACAGAAAGACCUUUUAAGGAAAAGCCUUUUACACUUGAUUACUCAAAGCUCAGCUUUGGAACAGAAGUGGCUUAUUCGUAUGAUCCUGAAAGACAUGAAACUUGGGAUAAGCAAGGAGACCGUUCUCCAGGUUUUUCACCCAGAUGCCCCAGAACUCUACAACGUCUCUACAGACUUGGACAGGGUCUGCAGACAGCUCCAUGACCCCUCCAUUUCCUUGAAUGAGGUGUCCAUCAGCUUGUUUUCUGCCUUUAAACCCAUGCUGGCGGCUAUAGCUAACAUCCGCCAAGUGGAAAAACAGAUGGGUAACCAGCCCUUCUAUCUUGAGACCAAGCUGGAUGGCGAACGCAUUCAACUUCAUAAGGACGGGGACGUAUACAAAUACUACAGCCGGAACUCGUUUGAAUACACUCAACAGUUUGGGGCCUCACCACUAGAGGGCUCCCUUACACCAUAUAUACACAACGUCUUUAAAUCUCAUGUUGUCAGUUGCAUCUUGGAUGGAGAGAUGAUGGCUUAUAACCCCACUACAGAGACCUUCAUGCAAAAAGGUAGCAAAUUUGAUGUCAAGAGGUUGGUGGAAGACUCUGAUUUACAGACAUGCUUUUGUGUGUUUGACGUCCUGCUUGUCAAUGACCAGAAGUUUGGAAACGAGCCUCUGAAAAAGCGUUACGACACUCUCCAGACAGUCUUCACACCCGUCAAAGGCCGGAUCCAGCUGGUACAGUACGCUGAAGCCAAAACCAGGCAGGAAGUGAUAAACGCCCUCAACGAAGCUAUUGACGACCGCGAAGAAGGCAUCAUGGUCAAAGACCCGAUGUCCAUCUACAAGCCAGAUAAACGUGGUGAAGGUUGGCUGAAGAUCAAACCUGAAUAUGUUGACGGCCUGAUGGAUGAACUGGAUUUGCUAAUAGUGGGAGGCUAUUGGGGAAAAGGCAAACGGAGUGGAAUGUUGUCCCAUUUUCUCUGUGCCGUUGCUGAAACUCCAAGUCCUGGAGAGAAGCCAACAGUUUUUCACACGCUCUGUCGAAUUGGAUCAGGCUACACCAUGAAGGAGCUCUAUGAGCUUGGCCUGAAACUGGCCAAACACUGGAAAGUUUAUCGCAAGACUAACCCUCCUGCAGGCAUUUUGUGUGGAACAGAAAAGCCAGAGGUUUAUAUUGAGCCGAGAAACUCGGUCAUCAUACAAGUCAAAGCGGCGGAGAUUGUUACCAGUGACAUGUACAAAACCAACUGCACACUACGAUUCCCCAGGAUUGAGAAGAUCCGAGAGGACAAAGAAUGGUAUGACUGCAUGACCUUAGACGAGCUGAGUCAGUUCCGUGACAAGGCCUCAGGAAAGCUGGCAUCCAGGCACUUUCACCUCCCGGAAGACGAGUCUGAGAAAAAGAAACGCAAACUUGCAUCCAAGCCCAAAAAGACCAUCGGCAUCGUUGACCACUUUAAAUCACAAGACUUGUCUAGAGUCACCAAAGAGACUGACAUGUUUGAAGAUGUGGAGUUCUGUGUAAUGAGCGGAAACGGCACGCAUUCCAAGGCCGAGCUCGAACAGGCCGUGGCACGCUGCGGAGGCAUUGUAGUCCAGAACCCUGGGAAGGACACGUACUGUGUGAUCGCAGGCGUUGAGAAUGUGCGGGUGAAGAACCUCAUCGGUUCAGACCAGCAUGACAUAGUAUGGGCUUCCUGGCUCCUGGAAUGUCUGGACAAAAAGCAAGUGCUACCGUGGCAACCGCGACACAUGAUCCACAUGUCCCCCUCCACAAAAGAACACUUUGCUAAAGAGUAUGAUUGCUAUGGAGACAGUUACUACGUUGACACAGAUGAGCAGCAGCUCAGGGAGGUCUUUAGCAGGAUGGAGCCUGUUGAAGGCGCAGUAUCCAUAGGGUCGAUCGAGCAGAAGUACGCCUUCGAUGACUUGCCCACUAGCAUGUUCAGACCUUACCGUGCCUACUUUGAUAAACUCGCUGAGAUCGGAGAUCCAGAGAGUCUUAUAAAGGGUACUUGCCUGGACUUUCGGGCUCUGGAGUUUCGCUUUCACGGUGGCACUGUGGUAAGGGGACUAGAAGAAGGCAUCUCACAUGUGGUCAUCGCGAGUAAAGAAAGAUUGUUGGACCUGAGGACACACAGACGUCUCUUUACUAGAAAAUUUAAGAUCGUCCGAGAAACAUGGGUGACUGAUUCUAUUAAGGCAGGACAUGUACUUAAUGACAGCGAUUACCUGGUGUGAGGUGGAGAUGUCUGCAGUACAUGACACAUUACUUUACAUCUCCGUUAUUUAUGCUAAAAUGAUGUCUGAAUCUGUUCUUUAAUUUUCUGUUUGUUGUGCUCUUACUUUUAAGUAUUUUUACUGCAUAGAAGAAUCACGUAUUUUAACUACAGACUUACAUUUUUUUUAAACAAUUUGCAGGUUUUAGAUAAACUUGCUCUUGUGUUGUGAAGACUAAUGUUUGCUUGCUUACUAAGAACAAUGCAAGAGUGGGAAAAAAAAAAAAAUUCUUAUUUGCUCCCUGCAGAUUUUUAUGUAAUAAUUAUGUGGAAUAAACAUGUUUUAUCUGUAACUCUAAUAAUAAUAAUAACUACAAUUAUUGUUGUGAAUAAAGGUCAGAUGAAGACU
Messenger RNA from Clarias gariepinus (North African catfish), 3225 nucleotides. RefSeq names its product ligase IV, DNA, ATP-dependent (gene lig4). The coding region runs from base 79 to 2838 and encodes 919 amino acids. Gene Ontology annotation, cellular component: DNA ligase IV complex; DNA-dependent protein kinase-DNA ligase 4 complex. The transcript has 2 exons. Lineage: Eukaryota; Metazoa; Chordata; Actinopteri; Siluriformes; Clariidae. The record is from RefSeq and is a predicted model, not a curated record. Gene Ontology annotation, molecular function: DNA binding; ATP binding; DNA ligase (ATP) activity. Gene Ontology annotation, biological process: double-strand break repair via nonhomologous end joining; nucleotide-excision repair, DNA gap filling; immunoglobulin V(D)J recombination.